CUGCUCUCCAGCCUUGAGACACCAAAACCCAUUUGCGACUUGAGCGCACCUUGAGCGUGUCUACUGGCGGCUGCUGCUCCUGCUCGUCAAAACUUCCUCUCAACCUACAAAGAAUGAUGAUGGAUUCGUCCAUGCGCAAGAUGCUCGGAUUAUUCAUCAUCUGCAUGUCGCUGCAUGAUGGCUGUGGACUCCCUCUGUCAGAGCAGCUGGAGGUGGCUGUCCAAGCGCCGCAUCCACGCCACAUCAGGACCAAGCGCUGCUCCUGUAGCAACUGGGAAGACAGAGAGUGCAUCUACUUCUGUCACCUGGACAUCAUCUGGGUCAACACACCAAGUAAACUCCUUCCUAAUGGUCUGGGGAGUUCCGUGUCUCGCCGUCGACGGUCAGCCAACCGAUGCGAAUGCCACAAUCCUGCUGAUAAAAUCUGCCAUGGCUUUUGCCUUAAAAGCUCAGAAGACAGCAGAACUGAUGCCUCGGACUUAUUGCAAAAAGGGACCGGCACAAACCGUAAAGGAUUGCUGGCGUCUUUAAGAGCUGUGGUCCAGUCCAACACGGCAAUCGCAAAAGGUAUUCAGCCAUCAAACAUGAACUCUCCUUGAGUCAAAAAGACUAAAAAAAAGAAUGUAAGAACAGAAAAGAUGUUCUGACUUCAUGGAUCCUACCUCCACGGACCAGGGAGAUUCCUCUAACUCCUUCUGCUUGCAGCAAUGGGGUUUCAAAGGACUACCAAUUCUACAGAAGCAGAAGUGGAAACAUGAAAGCAAAAAGAGGAAAAGAAGGAACUAUUUCAACAUGGAACUCAAGCUUUGGGAGACUCCGAAGUUCUGAGUGAAAAACCCUGAAUGGAGGAAUAAGUAUAUGUGAAGAUGUCAUCUUCCUUUUACCUCCCCAUCGAUGAUGGGCAACGGACCAAAUCACAUAUGUAAACAUGGUAUUCUCACUUUUAAAAAAUGUCUAUAUCACUGAAGAGUUAGAUAUUCAAGAAAGGUCAAAAACAUCAGCGUGAGGCGGAAAUUUCAGCUUAAGGAGCAAAACGCCUGUAUGACAUUUUUUUUGGGAUAGUCAAUUUGCACUUGAGCUAUAAAGAGAAUUGUGUCAUUUACAUCUUAGAGUCACCUAGACUCUAUUUCAUCUGCAUUAUUUAGAAUAUCACUGCUUUCCUUUGCUUUAAAAUUCCUCUGUAUCAGAGCUGGAAUCCGCUGUCCUGCUUAAUGUUUAGGACAAACCUGGAAAUAGCUUUAGAAAGAUCAGGCGGUGCUUGAAAAUGGCAGCUAGUUCACGCCUUUCCCACAAGGCCAUGGUCAUCUCUCUGGGAUUUACGCCACAAACAAUUAGUUUAGUCAAGGUUCACUGUUAGCUCCUCCACUCUCACUCAGCACACUUCCUGGUUGCUGAGUAACAGUAAUGCAGCGAGUGUGUAGUGAUUCCGCAAGUGUUUGUUUUUAUUUAAAGAUAAGCUAAAAAGUUUCAAUGAUGUCCAGUUGUCCCCGCAACAAAUGUCCAUUUGGUUCCUCUGUUGUUCAUCAGAGGGAAACUAUGACUCCUGACUCCUGCUCUGUAAUUAAUAAGCCAUUAAUGUGUGGGCUGCAUAAGACAACGAUUAACGCCAUCGGCUGUCUGACCGAACCCAACAGUCAGCGAGUAAAAGUGAAGACGUUACAUUUUAGUCAAUGCAAAGCAGAAAUCAUCCCAGUGCUGAAUAUCAUGUUCAGUUUACAUGUUGUUGUUUUUGUAAGUUAAUAUGAAUGCAAUAUUUGUAAAGAGAAGAAUUUAUUUAUUGCCUAACUUAUUGAGAAGUGUAUUUAUAUUUCUACAACUGAUGCCUGGAAUUUUUUAUGAGAAUAAAAGAAAACCUUGAAGUAUU
Molecule: messenger RNA, 1864 nt
Organism: Fundulus heteroclitus (mummichog)
Lineage: Eukaryota; Metazoa; Chordata; Actinopteri; Cyprinodontiformes; Fundulidae
Gene: edn2
Product: endothelin 2
Exons: 5
Coding region: 114-599 (161 amino acids)
Biological process (GO): vein smooth muscle contraction; intracellular calcium ion homeostasis; regulation of systemic arterial blood pressure by endothelin
Cellular component (GO): extracellular region
Molecular function (GO): hormone activity; endothelin B receptor binding
Source: RefSeq, a predicted model, not a curated record